This is a messenger RNA of Mus pahari (shrew mouse), 9732 nucleotides long. RefSeq names its product pleckstrin homology domain containing A6 (gene Plekha6). The coding region runs from base 2961 to 6026 and encodes 1021 amino acids. Lineage: Eukaryota; Metazoa; Chordata; Mammalia; Rodentia; Muridae. The transcript has 22 exons. The record is from RefSeq and is a predicted model, not a curated record.
CUCUCCCAGGUGGGGAAAGGAGGGCACCUGCUCUUCUAGAACCUGGGUGGGGUAGGACGCCCUGUGUGGUGGCCCAGACGGGGGCAGGUCGUGGCCCUUAGACUCACCAGGGUGGCUGGGAGGCAAAGUGAGGCCAUGCUGGGGUUCCCUCUUCUUUCAGAGGCCUGGUGGGUAUAUAUGGCAUAGGUGGGCCAAUAGAGCUGUGUCUCUGUGAUGGCUCAAUUUCCCCAGGGAAGAAAAUCGUGUCCUGAACCUUCUGUACCUUUUGCCCAGCAGCGGGCCCCUCUUCUGAGCUGAGCUCUGGUGGGUGGGUUUUUGAGGUUUCUUUUCUGUUUUGAGCCCAGGGAUAUGCAGGAACCCUCCCUCCAGUCAAACUUACUCAAGUUUUAAUCUUUAGAGAAUAUUACAAGUUGAAUUUUGUUUUAGUCUUGUGGAGUUGGGGAUAGAACCCAGGGCCUUUGUGGAUGCCCUGAGAUGCACCCCUGGCCAUGUAGACAACAGUUUGAGAGAACACGUGCGCAGGAAAAUGGGACUCUCCUCCCGCUCAGUGUCCCUCCCUCAGAAACCCUGGGGGACCUGCUCAGCAAAGCUGUGCCUGCAGCUGGCUCCUCCUAGGCCAGUAGCUUUCCACAUUUAAAAAUUCAUGACCCAUUAAAAACUAUAAAAAUCCCGUGCCCUUUGUGUUUUGUGAUGCAGAGUACCCUAGUCUCUUUUUCAAAAUAUGAAGUAAUAAUAUCAAUUCUGCAUGCCUUAGAAUAAAGUCCCCUCCUCCCGUUGAGAAUUGCAGUCCAAAGCCCUUAAAACUCAACACUGCCAUUAAAGACAGAACAGAAAUUACAGGUCACACCAGGCUGAUGUCUGAGCUUCCAAGGCUCUCUCUGCCCUUCAGAUUCUGAUGAAAGAGGUGGGCACCCUACACAGAGCCUGCCAGGGAGAGAGGAGAGGACAUAUUUGGCACAUAAUUAGUUUCCAUCGUCUCAGGGGCUGGGAUGGCAGAGGUGUGAAUAGAAGGAACAGUUAAUACAACUCUGACUCCAGGGACCUGGGUUGUAGCUGGAAAAAAUAGGAGCAGGCUGUGUAACCAACAGUCCCGCGACACAGACACAUUCGCACCCACACAGCAUCCACAGCCUGUCUCGCCCUUCCUACCAGACCUGUCAGCGCCACACACUCCAAACUGGAACUGUGCCUGCUGCAGGCAUCAGAUAAACGUCCUAGAGUGACUGAUACACACCCUGCUGCGGAGCCUAGCGAGAUCACUCCCGUGCCUACCAGACCCCCCCCCCCCGCAGCCCUCCUCCUUGCCCCAAGUAGGGCUCUGCCUCUUUAAGGCCCCCAUGUGAUAGCUAUGCUCAGUGGCCUACAAAGGGUUCUGACUGGUGCUAUUCAGUGUCUCAUCCCCAGGGAAGGGAGGGGAGCCGAGACAGACAGACAGCAGGCUUGUCCUGUUGUGACCACCAAGCACAAGUCUUGGAUGGCAAAUAAUGAGGAGCCGGGAACUGUCCCUGCCUGGCUACAGCUGAAUGCCUUAGCUUCUUCUGUCCACACCCUCAAGUCUCCAGCUCCGUUCUUAGAAGCUGGUGCCCCUCCCUGCACUCCAUCAAUAGCCCUGUCUUUUCCCAGGCCCUCUGCCUUCUCCUGUCACAAGCAUUUGGUCCUGAGGCUGUUUGUGCCUUGUUCCUCGUGGCAUGUUUUGUCCCCAGUGUGACUAAGCCCUAGUGUAAUUUCUAUCUUCCUUGUCAUUGGGGCCCCCUGGCCAGCAAGCUGGGGUACACAGGUUGCUCACCGAGUACUCAUGGAAUGAACAGAUUCAUUUGCUGAUUCCCGCCUGCCCCACCACACAUCACCAGCCUCGUCUCUGUCUCCCACGACACCAUGCUAACCCUGUGCUCUUGUCCCAGAGGGCUAUACUGGACCCUGGGCACUGCUAUUCAGUCUCAAGUCCCAGCAGCCUCCUUGCCCUCUUGACAGCUCCCUUACUGUCCAUCAGCACUGCCCCUCUAAGAACUCAGCAGCUCUGCCUCCUGCUGGGCUCUCUGCUGAAGGGCAGGGUCUAGCCCGAGAGAGGAAGCCUGGGAUCCAGUCCCCACAAACUCCACACUGGGGAAGGGUGAAGGUGGAAAUGCAUGUGGGACACAGUGAAGGGAGUCACCUGACGGUUGGUCCCAGAAACGCUGGAAGGGUGAGGGCAUGACUUGGCUGUUCAGGAGAGGCCUGAGUUGAGCCAGAGGGGCCUGGCCUUUUCCCUUCAACUCCCAUCAACUUAUCCUAUGGGUUAGCACUCAAGGGAGCCAAGGCUGGGAUGAGUGAGACUCCUUAAGAACAUCUGGAGCCCCCUGUUAGGUGAUGUAAAUUUUAAUUACUUUUUUUUUUUUAAGGAGUUGAGGGUGUCACCAGAGGAGUAUGCUAAGGUCCCAGAAGGAAUCUGGCUAGUCCCUCUCCCCUAUCACCCUUCAGUGGUUGUAUCAUUUAAGCUGGAGCAGAAUAGCAACUUGUCUGCCAGGGGAGGAGCAGGAGAUGAUGCUGGGGCUCCCUGACUCACUGCCCACCACAGCCCGGGUUUUCCCAUAGUGCAAGCCCUGAGUGCUCCAUCCCCUGUCGGGCUGAGCUGGGCACUGCUGAGUGCUGUCCUGGGUGGUGUCACCGACGAGAAGGGAACUACCCAUAAUACCUGUCCUGUCUCCUCACUGUCUGGUCUGUCUCUUCCUCUGGUGUCGGUUGGCUUGUCUCUGCCUCUUCUUCUGGCCGCAUGAGGACCCCCUCCUCUGGACAGGAGCUCUCUUCUGGGUUCCAGCCCGCUGUGCCUGCUCACAGCCGUCAACUAGGUGACUGUUCACUGGGUAGAUGAGGCUGGGGCCAGUUCCACGCACUGCCUCUCCCCACAGGCUGAGCACGCUGGAGUCCGCACCUACUUCUUCAGUGCUGAGAGCCCCGAGGAGCAGGAGGCCUGGAUCCAGGCCAUGGGCGAGGCUGCUCGGGUCCAGAUCCCUCCAGCCCAGAAGUCAGUGCCUCAGCCCGUGCGGCACAGCCUCGAGAAGCCAGACUCGGAGAACAUCCCACCCAGCAAACACCAUCAGCAGCCACCCCACAACAAUCUCACCAAGCCAGAGCCUGAGGCCAAGACCCGAGGGGAGGGGGACGGCAGGGGCUGUGAGAAGGCUGAGCGCAGGCCUGAGAGGCCAGAAGUCAAGAAAGAGCCUUUGGUAAAAGCCAAUGGCCUCCCAUCUGGACCUGAGACAGCCUCAGAGCCUGGCAGUCCUUACCCCGAUGGCCCGAGGGUUCCAGGAGGUGGGGAGCACCCUGCUCAGCCCAAUGGCUGGCAGUAUAGCUCCCCAAGCCGACCAGGGAGCACAGCUUUCCCACCUCAUGAUGGGGACUCUGGGGGACAGCGGCGGAGCUUUCCACCACGUAGUGACCCUGACAAAAUUGCCCAGCGCAAAAGCUCUAUGAACCAGCUUCAGCAGUGGGUGAACCUGCGCCGAGGGGUGCCCCCACCCGAAGACCUUCGGAGCCCUUCAAGGUUCUACCCUAUGCCCCGCCGGGUCCCUGAGUAUUACAGUCCCUACUCCUCCCAGUAUCCUGACGAUUACCAGUACUACCCACCAGGGGUGCGGCCAGACAGCAUCUGCUCCAUGCCAGCCUACGAUAGGGUUAGUCCACCCUGGGCCCUGGAGGACAAGCGGCACUCCUUCCGGAAUGGGGGUGGACCCGCUUACCAGCUUCAUGAAUGGAAGGAAUCCACCAGCUACGGGCGGCAGGAUGGCACCGUUUGGAUCCCCAGCCCCUCCCGACAGCCAGUCUAUUAUGAUGAGCUGGAUGCUGCCUCUGGCUCCCUGCGCCGCCUGUCCUUGCAGCCCCGGUCCCAUUCUGUGCCCCGCUCACCCAGCCAGGGCUCCUACAGCCGUGCCCGCAUCUAUUCCCCGGUGCGUUCACCUAGCGCCCGGUUUGAUCGGCUGCCACCCCGCAGUGAGGACAUCUAUGCAGAUCCUGCUGCCUACGUGAUGAGGCGAUCCAUCAGCUCCCCAAAGUAUGAUUACCUGGGAGACAGGCGACCAGUCCCUGCAGGACUGUUCCCCUACAACUACCCAUCAUCCCCCACGGUCCACGAUAAGAUGGAUGAACUUUUAGAUCUUCAGUUGCAAAGAAACCUAGAGUAUUUGGACCAGCAGAUGAGCGAGAGCGAGACUCUCAUCAGCAUGGUGAACCGAAUGGUGGAGAACUCCUCUCCCAGGGCCCACCUCUUCAUGCAAGUCCCUGCAUACCCAGAGGUGUUCCGGGAUGGCCUCCACACCUUCAAGCUAAACGAGCAAGACACGGAUAAGCUGCUGAGCAAGCUGUGUGAGCAGAACAAGGUAGUGAGGGAGCAGGAGCGGCUGGUGCAGCAGCUGCGGGCGGAGAAGGAGAGCCUUGAAAGUGCCUUGAUGGGAACCCACCAGGAGCUGGAAAUGUUUGGAAGCCAGCCCGCCUACCCAGAGAAGCUACUGCACAAAAAGGAAUCUCUGCAGAACCAGCUCAUCAACAUCCGGGUGGAGCUGUCACAGGCGACCACGGCACUGACCAACAGUACAGUGGUGUAUGAGAGCCUCGAAUCGGAGGUCUCUGCCCUGCAUGAUGAACUUUGGGAACAGCUCAACUUGGAUAUCCAGAACGAGGUGCUCAGUCGGCAAAUCCAGAAGGAGAUCUGGAGGAUCCAGGACGUGAUGGAAGGGCUGAGGAAGAACAACCCCUCGAGGGGCACUGACACGGCCAAGCACAGAGGAGGACUUGGACCCUCAGCCACCUACAGCUCCAACAGCCCAGCCAGCCCUCUCAGUUCUGCCAGCCUUACCAGUCCCCUGAGCCCCUUUUCAAUGGUGUCUGGCUCUCAGGGUUCUCCCACUAAGCCAGGGUCCAGUGAGGAACCUGGCCCACCUCGGCCACCCCUCCCCAAAGCCUACGUCCCCCUGGAAUCUCCUCCCACCGUCCCUCCACUCCCCAAUGAGAGCCGCUUCUGGCCAUACCCCAACUCCCCUUCCUGGCAUCGAAGUGGCGAGACAGCCAAGGGCCAGCCCAAAACAGGCUAUGAGACAAGCAAGAAAGACCCGAGCCAGACAUCACCCCUGGGUACCCCUAGAGACAUCAGCCUGGUACCCACCAGACAAGAAGUGGAGGCAGAGAAGCAGGCAGCUCUCAACAAAGUUGGCAUUGUGCCCCCUCGGACCAAAUCUCCUGCUGAGGAGGAGUUGACAGCAUCAGCAGUGGUGAGGAGGACCACGAAUGGACUCACCAAUGGCCUCUCCUCACGGCAAGAGCGCCCCAAGAGCGCUGUGUUCUCUGGAGAGGGCAAGGUGAAGAUGAGCGUCGAGGAGCAAAUGGACCGGAUGAGGCGGCAUCAGAGCGGUUCCAUGAAGGAAAAGCGGAGGAGCCUACAGCUCCCAGCCAGCCCAGCCCCUGAGCCCAGCACCCGGCCCGCCUACAAAGUGGUGCGCCGUCACCGCAGCAUCCAUGAAGUAGACAUCUCCAACCUGGAGGCAGCCCUAAGAGCCGAGGAACCUGGUGGUCAGGCAUAUGAGACACCACGGGAGGAGAUCGCGAGGCUCCGCAAGAUGGAACUGGAGCCUCAACACUACGAUGUGGACAUCAGUAAGGAGCUCUCCACUCCAGACAAAGUCCUCAUCCCUGAACGGUACAUUGACCUGGAACCUGACACUCCCUUGAGCCCGGAGGAGUUGAAGGAGAAGCAGAAGAAGGUGGAGAGGAUCAAGACGCUCAUUGCCAAAUCCAGUAUGCAGAACGUGGUGCCCAUCGGCGAGGGGGACUCUGUGGACGUGCCCCAGGACUCAGAGAGCCAGCUGCAGGAGCAGGAGAAGCGGAUUGAAAUCUCCUGUACCCUGGCGACCGAGGCCUCCCGCAGGGGCCGCAUGCUGUCUGUGCAAUGUGCCACCCCAAGCCCUCCCACCUCCCCUGCUUCCCCGACUCCACCAGCCAACCCCCUAUCGUCUGACCGCCCCCCGGGCGCCGACAGCAGCCAUACCAUGCGGGUCUGAGCUCUGACUGCAAGCCCUGGCUGAGGCCAAUGCUGUGAAGCUCCACAGAGCCACCUUCUGAUAGCAUCCAUUGCACACCUGGGGCUCUGGCUUCUCACCCUGGCCUCCUGCCCUUGCACCCACCGUGGGAACUCCCCAGAGAGCCAGGCUGAGGACCGGGGCUGCUUCAUAAAGGAACAUGGAUGCCUUCAAGUUCACAUCUGCUGCCCGUGCCCAGAAGCCUGCACUGUCAUGUCAUGGUUCUAAGACAAGACUGGGGAUGGCACGGCCAGGAUGGCGUCCUCUCUGAUGCCCCAGUCACGGGGAUCUCAAGUGCAGUUCUGGAGGGCAUUGUGUGGCCCUCCUGCACCAUUCCCCGGUGGAGUUCGUGUGUUGGUGGGGAGCACGUGCUCAGCUCUGGGUGAGGGCUAGAAGUGAAGACAAGACAGACUCCAUCCCUUGGAACCCGUACAACACAGCGAGAGGCCAGCUCUUGCCAUCACCUUCCUCCCGUUCAGUCCCAGCUGCCUCAGCGAUGCCCAAGGCUUUGGCACAGCUCUGCUGAUGGGCUUCCCAGAGUUCACUGGAGGCCAGCCACCCUGCUUGAGCCAAAGAAGACAAUGAGUUCUAGGGAGAGGCUCCUGGGCUCCCAGAGGGGUCAGGUGUGUUAUGGAGAGAUGACGAGCAGGUCUGCACAGUGUCUGAGGGCAAGUUGGAAGCAGGAGCAAGAUGGAAGAGAAAAGAGGCUUAGAGAGUGAAGGAAGAAGGCCAAAUGCUUUACACAAGCAACAGGGAUGUAAAGAGGGAAAUGGGAAGGGAGACUAGGAAUGGCUUCCCUACUGUGGAGCCUUAGGUCAGUGCCAAGCAGAGGGCCUGUCACCUCUGUACCUUCACGUCUUCCUCCGGGGCAGGAGGCCCCAGGAGGACUCGUGCCAGGCACACGUCAGCUCCAGCUGAGGCGCUCGGUAGCAAGGUAUGAGGUAAGGGGUUGUUAGAGUGUUAGCCUGUGAGAUGGUCCUAUCUGUGUCAAGGCCUGCUGUCUCUCUCCCAGGGUCAUAGGCAGAGAGAAGAUGGUCUCAUAUCAAGUCUGUCAGCCUUGGGGCCUUACCUAGUCAGUUGAAACCUGGAAAGUACUGUGGGCUGACUGAGGCUUGCCCUGGGAAGGAAUGAGGAUUUAACUGUGAGGCCAAGUUCUAGGUCCUUCUCAUCUCAGGCAUCUAGAGCAGGGCCAGACGCUUUCCUCCACCCCACCUGCCCAGGGAGGGCAGGACAGGGAGAGACCGGAGCAGAGCAGAGUCUUCCUCUAGCCCACCUACCGUGCGUGAAUGUAGCCAGACAGCAGCAAAGGAAGGCUAGCUUCAGACACCAAGCCGCCAGGCCUGCUCUGCCACACUUUUUGCCCAGGGACUUCAGCCUGAACAUCAGUGACCCCAGGAAACAACUGCGUCAGCUCCCAUCAACCCAUCACCACUCCGUCAUGGUCGGGACAGUUACUGGUUCAUAUGCAAGUAAAGAUGACAAUUCUUUCAACAAAUACUAGUGACGCACUCUCUGUGUAUCAGGUAGUGUUCUAGGUGCUCACGGUAUUGUCUCGCUUCUGAGGGUCUCUGGAUCAGGAGGAGUCCACCUGUUUUCGCCUCUAUCUGGCUUCUGGAAAGCGCUCCUUCAUGACAUCCCCUAACUGCAUAGUUCAAACACCCCAAAUCUGCCCUUUCCUCCUUACAGACUGGUAGGUGGGAUCAGCUCCCAGGUUACGCUCUCUCCCCAUACCCCCUUCCAAAAGAAACAAAAUUUUAGGGCUUUCCCCAUCUUUGUCUCUCCUUUUUUUUAAAAAAGCGGUAUUUUUAGAAAUACACGUGAAAUACCAAGAACUGUCUUUGCCUUUCCACCACUCUCACCUGCAUUUCAUAAAGCUGGCUCUUUAUGUUGCUUUACAUGGCCUUAAUAUAUGUUUUAUGGAAGUGAUCAUGUCAUAGAUACCCAUGUAAUAUAUUUGUCUGGAUGUCAACCCUUUCCUCAGCUCCUGCCCCAACCUGUUUUUCUGUCCAUGUCACUUUUAGCACGUUGAAGUCACACCCCUUGCCUUUUUGAUCCAAAGAAGGGGAGAGGAAAGAUUUAUUUUAAAGGCAGACCUAUUCUAUGCUUUUGUUUAAAAAGCAGAUCUAUUUUCAAAAUGUGCAAUGUCUGAAAGGGAUCAGUGAUGUGUGAGGGACCGGGGUGGCCGUCCCUGGUCCCAGUCUGUGCCCCUUCCUCUGCCCCGGUGGCUUCCCUCCCAUUACCCAGUCAUUGUAAAGGGCUGGUCCCCAGGUUCACCCGGACUGCAUCCUGCAGGAGAAUGACAUUGCCUCAAAAGUCCUGGUCUAAGAGUUUGACUUCACUGUCAACUUUAGGAAGCAAUCGGAGGGAUGCCAAGCACGUGAGGGAAGCAGGUCAGGCAUCUGAAGGGAGUGUUUACAACUGCAGAUGUGCAGCCCCCACGUGGGCCCCUGGGCCAGCUCCCAUCACCCCUCUGUGAGAAAAGGCCAACAGGUUGCUGGCAGCCAUCUUGAAGGAUGUCAGUCUGCUCCCUGACAGACCUAAGACACGAGGUGGAUCCCCGAGAGUGGCUUGGGACCCCCUGUGUUCUUUGAUGAAUCCUAGGAGUUCCCCUGAGCCCACUCUGUGUCACACCUAUUUCCCUCUAAAACUUCUUGGAGUUACGGCACAUCGGUCUGGCAUCCAGACUUGAAGCCUGGUUCCUGGCUGGGGAGGCCCCACAGUCAAUGUCAAAGCCUAAAUCUUUCCCAAGAAGGAGCCCUCUGUGCUUUGACAGGCUGGGGGCUGGAGUUCUGCCGUGGCAGCUCAGCUUGGCAAACAUGCUUUCUGACGGGUGAUGUGAGCAAGGAGGUUGGGAAGCUUCGAGACCUCUCCCCAGAUCUGAAGUGAUGUGUUUGGGAAUUUGACGGCACUUCUGGCCAGCUUUUGAAGCCUGACCUCCAACUCUGGCAUUUGUUGGCCCUCUUCCCAGACUGGAAGCUCUUGCUGUGAGUGAACAGGGCCCAGACAUAGGCCUAGGUCUAAGCACCCCUUCUGGGGAAAGUCCUGGCCACCCACACAGGGCCUUCCCAGUGAACACAUUACCUCCUCCACCAAAAAAAGCCAAAAGGCUGCGAUCAGAUCAGAUAUUGCUACCGUCACUUUAAAGAUUGUUCCCAGGAAGCAAGCUUGCAAGCAGCAAGUGAGCUCUCCUGCCUUUGUGAAAGGCAUGUUCGUGGGGCAAGGCUACUACUACAAGAUGGAAUCCCUUCCUUCCCCAUUAGGCACCUUCCUCCUGGCAGCUCUUUAAACUAAGGAAAAAUACUAUAUAAAUAUAUAUAUAUAUAUAUACACACAUAUCUAUUUAUGCACAUAUUUGGGGCCAAUUUGGUUUGCUAGUGUUAGACAAUAAACCAUACAAGGAAAAUCUAUGCUCUCAGUGUCUUUAUUUAGGAUGGAAGUGACCUUAGACAAAGAGUUAAGGUUAGAUGAGCAGCCUCUCUGUUGGGACCACACCGUGGUAGCAUCCCCUGAGCAUCUGUCUAGCCGACCACCCUCCCCUGGAGAAGGGACGCCUGGCUGAAGUAGGUGAAAACUUGCUCCGUUCAGCGGCAAUCUUACUAGAUUAGGUACUGAAGAGCCCCAGUGAGCUCUGAUUUGUAUCUUGCAAGUUUGUAUAAACCAAUACCGGAAAUAAAAUGAGUGGUUUGUA